GAGUCGAGGGCAGGAACGAGGAAGUGCGAGCGUCCCGGGAUUCAACCCUAAAUACUGCAGUGAACGGGCGCAGAAAUGUCAACACCCGCGGCGGAGUCAGGUAGGGGGACUCACCGGAAGAGUGGCUCCCGGUUCGGUGUUUACGGUGUGUGUGCGGGUUGAGACGGGACGGGACUAUUGGCAAAGGGCGCUGCCGCGUCCUGGACAUUAUGCGAAACCGGGUACCGAGUAAACCCGAUGACGCGUCAGCCGAGCUGAGGAUGGCGGUGCUGGGCCGGACCGGGGAAGGGAGGAGGUCUGCCGUCAGCUCUAUCCUGGGCCUGACCGACCCUCCACAGGGCGCGGGGGCUGCCGUCCAGCAGGAGUGCAGCAAGCACCGAGGAGAGGCUGCUGGCAGACGGGUGGUCGUCGUCUCAAGUCCAGUCUGGUUGGGCUCAGGCUGCGACCCCGAGGAAAGGAGAAGACACAUCUCCUCCUUCCUCGCCUUGUCCAGCCCUGGACCGCAUGUCUUCCUGCUGUGUGUGCCCGUGAACCAGCCGGCCGACGGAGAGGCCAAUGCGCUGGACGUCCUGGAGAAGCUGUUCGGUCCUUCUGCCGUCGACACAAACGCCAUCGUGCUCUUCACCCACACCGAGGAGCUGGAGGAGGACGAGCAGCUGGGUAGUUACCUCGCCACAUGGCGCAAAGACCUCCUGGAGCUGGUGGAAAGGUGCGGAGAGCGCUACCACACCCUGGAGACCCGCGGAGGGGGAGCAGAGGAGGGGAAGGCCGCCGAGGAGCUGCUGGAGAAGGUCGAGCAGGUGGUGAGAGCGAGCGGGGCGCAACACUGCAGCUGUCCUCUGUACCAGGAGGCGGAGGAAAGAGUGCGAGAGAGGCAGGUGGAGAUCGUGAGGCGGAGGAGAGGAGGGGACAAGGUGGCCCCCACAGACCUGCAACCGGAGGGAGAUGUCACGGAGGAAGAAAUGGAGGCGGUCCGGGAUGAGGCGGAGAGGAGCGUAGGUGAUUUGAAUGUGGAUGUGGAGAGUAUCUUCCCCCCCUCGCCUCCCCCACCUGCUCCCUCUUUUCUCUGGGGCUUGUGGGAGAAGCUGACCGGCUGGACGAGGUGGCUGCCCCGAGUCCUGAGAAGGGAGGCCCUGCUGGGAGCACUGGUCGGCCUGUUUGUGGGAGGGCCGUUUGGAGGUAUGAUGGGAGCUACGGUAGGAUCAGUGGCUACCGAGGUGGCGAGAAGAAGAACACAGAAAACUAAGUGAGACAUAAUCUCAUGUUAACGUGUCAUGCAUUUAGUCGGACCUUAAAGUCGCUUCACUGUGUUCAGCACGCCAUUAGCUUUAUGGGUCAAAUAGUAUUCAUGCUUGACCACUGAGCACCAGUACUUAUGUUUUCCAUUUCAGAAGGGAUACACUUCUAUAAUGAAGCAAUCUCCUCAAUCGUGUUAUCCAAUGGCUGUAUUAAUGAUGAAUAAAUCAUGCUUAACAGAUCAGUAACAACCCAUUAAUGAGGUUAAUAACAUCCAUUCGCAUUGUGUUCAUCUUCCUCAAGUAUAACUUUCUUCAUCAUUUUUUACGUAGCUGAGUUAUUCAGCGCGAUGAUUUAAACUUCAGUAACUCACUCAGUGACUGAAGUUAUGAAUGCAAACGAUAAAUAAAGUUGUUUUCCACGACAGUACUCCAA
Messenger RNA from Cyclopterus lumpus (lumpfish), 1671 nucleotides. RefSeq lists its product as uncharacterized. Bases 210 to 1250 code for a protein of 346 amino acids. The transcript has 3 exons. The record is from RefSeq and is a predicted model, not a curated record. NCBI's taxonomy places the organism in Eukaryota, Metazoa, Chordata, Actinopteri, Perciformes, Cyclopteridae. Gene Ontology annotation, molecular function: GTP binding.